Molecule: messenger RNA, 1211 nt
Organism: Xiphophorus hellerii (green swordtail)
Lineage: Eukaryota; Metazoa; Chordata; Actinopteri; Cyprinodontiformes; Poeciliidae
Product: protocadherin alpha-10-like
Exons: 1
Coding region: 1-1110 (369 amino acids)
Biological process (GO): homophilic cell-cell adhesion
Cellular component (GO): plasma membrane
Molecular function (GO): calcium ion binding
Source: RefSeq, a predicted model, not a curated record
AUGGACAUUGCAAUUUUAGACGUAAAUGAUAAUUCACCCACAUUCACAAGCACGUCUCAGAUGAUCAACAUUAGCGAAAGUAUUGUAGCAGGAACUAAAUUCCCGUUGCAUUCAGCUCAUGAUGCAGACGUAGGAAAAAAUUCAGUGAGUACCUACAGACUGAGUCAGAAUGAACAUUUCUCUCUACUAACACAAAAAGGAGAAAAAAUAACUCCAGAACUGGUGCUUCAGAAAAUGCUAGAUAGAGAAAAACAGUCUUUGAUUCGGUUCAUAGUGACGGCUGUUGAUGGAGGAACACCAGCUAAAUCAGGUAGCAUGACAAUAAUAAUAAAUGUUUUGGACAACAAUGACAACCCUCCAGCAUUCAGUCAAGCUUUAUACAAAGCAAAGGUGUACGAGAAUGUAAAAAUAGAGACAUUAAUAAUAAGACUAAAUGCUACAGAUUUAGAUGCAGGACAAAAUGCACAACUAAUUUAUUCAUUCAGCGAGGUAAGUGGGAAAGAGACAGAUCUCUUUGCUAUAGAUGAAAAUACAGGAUAUGUGACAAAUAAAAAGAAUAUAGACUUUGAAGAGAAUAAUGCAUUUGAACUUAGAGUACAAGUCAGAGAUCAAGGCUACUCACCUCUCACCUCGCAUGCUAAAUUGCUUAUUGAAGUUUUAGAUGUGAACGACAACGCUCCUGAAAUUACAGUUACCACAUUGUUAAAUACAGUGAAAGAGGAUGCAACCAUUGGCACAGCGAUUGCUCUUGUUUCAGUGCUUGAUAAAGAUAGCAGUAAAAAUGCUAUAGUGAACUGCAAAAUUUCCAAUAAUGUUCCUUUUAAACUAGAGUCAAACUAUAGGAAUUACUAUUCUUUAAUCGUGGAUGGAGCUCUGGACAGAGAAAAAGUGCCACAAUAUGAAAUUAGCAUCACAGCUAAAGAUGAGGGCAGCCCACCUCUCUCCAGCACAACUGUGGUUCUUGUUCAUGUCUCUGAUGUAAAUGAUAACAGACCUCAUUUCACAGAAGAUAAUAUAAUCAUCUUUAUAAAAGAAAACAGUCCAGCAGAAACAGUUAUUAAAAAAGUGUCUGCAGUGGAUGCAGACAUUGAUCAGGAAUGGUCAAGUUAGUUAUUCCCUUUUACAUGAUUAUAGUAACCAGCUGUCUGUAAGAUCAAUGAUAAACAUCAACUCAGAGACAGGAGAAAUAAUCAGUCUGCAGUCUUUUAACU